AUGAGGAGUUCUCUAGUCGUGAUCCCUGUCCCGGCGCCUAAACGUGGCAAGUGCUCGCCGGCCUGUCCAAAGGGCCAGCACUGCGAGCUGCAGCGCCUGUGCUACUUCGGCAUCUGCGCUGGCUACCAAAAUGUGUGCGUCAAGUCGCCAGCUGCCAUUGUGGAGCGUCCCCCCAGCUGUCAGGGCGUGCGCUGCAGCAGCGUGCAGACCUGCGUGCUGAAGCAGGUGGUCUGCGUGCGCGCGCCCUGCUACCCCGUGCCGGUCUGCGUGGCGGACGGGUGCGCCAUAGCCCGCUGCCUGCCUGGCCGGGUCUGCAUCAUGGCCGUCAUACCCGGCUCCGAUCCAGCCUGCUCCAACUUCCCCGACUGCCGCUACAGGUUCAGCUGCCAGCCCCGGGCCAAGCCCAAGCCCGGCUUCUGUCCGCCGCCGAAGCAGGUUUCCCAGGGCGAAGGCAACGGCUGCAAGUACGACAACGACUGUGUUGACCCCGACGCCCUGGCCAAGUGA
This is a messenger RNA of Pollicipes pollicipes, 507 nucleotides long. RefSeq lists its product as uncharacterized. Bases 1 to 507 code for a protein of 168 amino acids. The record is from RefSeq and is a predicted model, not a curated record. The transcript is spliced from 3 exons. Lineage: Eukaryota; Metazoa; Arthropoda; Thecostraca; Pollicipedomorpha; Pollicipedidae.